This is a messenger RNA of Zeugodacus cucurbitae (melon fly), 7712 nucleotides long. RefSeq names its product tiggrin. The transcript has 4 exons. NCBI's taxonomy places the organism in Eukaryota, Metazoa, Arthropoda, Insecta, Diptera, Tephritidae. The coding region runs from base 381 to 7442 and encodes 2353 amino acids. The record is from RefSeq and is a predicted model, not a curated record.
UUUUGAAAUCAGUUGUACACUUGCGGUCGUCGCGUUCAAAUCGGAAAAGUUUUCGAAAAUAAAGCGCGCUUUUCAACAGUGCUGUGUGUUUGUGUUGGUGUAUAUAAUUGUACUUGUGGUACUGGGAUAGAGCAUUCACUGCCGUGACGUGUGUUUGUCUGUGUGUUGAGGUCCUUGCUGACAGGAUCUAGUGUGAAAUUUGCCAUUUGUGAUAAUUUUUCGAUUUUAAUUAGUUAAUAAUAAAUUAAUUAAAAGCGUGAAUAGUAAGCGAACACUGCCAAUUACGCUGAAGUAGCUGUAAUGGAAUUAUAGUGGAUUUUGUGGGAGCAUUAAAAUAUUGAAAACUCAUUACUCAACUAGUCAACUAAAAUCCACCGAAAAUGAAGGCUUGGUGCCUUGCAUUGGCGCUACUCUGUGUGGCGCAAUGGCGUACGCACGCUUACAGCGUCGGCAGUACGUCGGGCUAUUCGUCCUCUUCACGCUACACCUCGUCCUCGUCGUCCGCUUCUGGCGUCGGCGGCAGCACGUCGUGUUGCCAGCUAAGUUCCUGGGCGUAUGCGCACUUCGGUGAGGUGCGUCAAUUCGCGAGCCGCCUGAGACUGGAAUACAAUUACAUGUCACAGGGCAGCAGCACCGGCUAUCGUGUACAAGGCGAAGCAUGGAAUGCAAACAUCAUCAAUUUGACGGGAAAAACCGCUUCCGAGCUGGACGCACUCGUACGUCAUGUGAGCGAACAGCUGGUGACCGAUAUGCGUAAGGGCGUCUUACCGUACACCACCAUUGCGGCACCGAACUUCUUCGAAUCGAAAGCCGCCGAGACGCUCGAGUCCAUCAUUGCAACUAGUGAGGAUUUUGGUCAACAGCAGCAACAACAAGAAGUCGAUGUAGGUCAUUUCCAACCGGUCGAUCUAUCCAAUUUCGAUGAGGUACGCAACUAUGCUUAUCCAGCCGAAGUAAAGGUGAUCGAUGGCAAGACUUAUGUAGUGCAUAAGAAUUGCACCGAGGCUAAGAAGGUGACCGGCGAUGGCAGCUACAGCAGUCCAUUGAUCACCGUACGCAGUCGCAAUCGCACCACAAUCACCUCAAGCGGUGGCGUACCCGCCUACAGUUAUGGCACUGGUGGCUAUAGCAGCGGCUCUUUGGUGUCUGGUGGCGUCAACAGAUAUCCAAGUGCAGUUUACGGACAACCAGGUGGCAGCAGCAGCACCACUACUGUGAGACAUAAGAUUUACGAUUGGGCCAAUCAGCAUAUGGAACCCAGUGUGAUGGGUUAUAACCCUGUGGUAAAUGUUGCGGGCGGUUCGGAUUGGCAAAGCGGCGCUUAUCGACCCGCACCCAUUGCGGGCAGUUCGAAUGCUGAUGUGGAAACUUUCGCCACUGGAAAUCAAGUAUUUCGGCCAAGCUUUUCACCGGGCUCUACGGUGACUGUACGCCGUUAUAAUAAGACAAUCAUUACAAAUCCCGAUGGCACAAAUACCGUUAGUGGUUCGGAAUUGAACCGCAAGUGGGUUGAUGGCAAACUUGUCUACGACUCGCAAAGGCCGUUUGGUGAAUGGUCUGUGCCACGCGGUGAGGCAUGGAAGCAGGAAGAACGCGAACGUUUCUUCUGGUUCCUGACACAGGGUAAUGUUACGCCACAACGCUUGGAGCAAUGGCAGCGCCAGCAAGAAGAGCGCUUACUGGCGAUGGCUGAACGUUACGGCACCACUAUUGAGGCUAUACAGGAGUGGCAUCGCAGCGAGUUGGAUCGUUAUCGCGUACUGUUGGGUCAAUAUCAGGCGCAAAACCCCAAUCUUAACGGCUGGAAGCGUAGCGAGGCCGGACGCUUAGACUGGCUGAUACAUCAGAAUAGUGUUACACCUGAAGAGCUCGAACGUUGGCAGCGUGAAAAUAAUGAAAAGCUGGUGCAAUUGGCGCGUCAGUACAACAUUUCGCUGCAAGAGUUGAAGAACUGGCAAAUCGAGGAGUUGAAUCGACUCUAUGCUUACUUUAAUGACCAGAAUAACUCGAUGAUCUCAAGACCAAUCAAUUCCGGUUCACUGCGCACCAACGAGCAAGAACGUUUGGAGGAGCUGAUUCGUCAGCAUAAUGCCACAAUUGCUCAACUCCAAAAAUCCAUACGCUUAGACCAAGAAAAACUCUCCGAUUUGGGUAAACAGUAUCGUGGUAAUGUACAAGAUAUGCAAAAGUGGUUGAAGGAAGAGUUAGCGCGUCUUAAUGGCGUUAUCAGCGAGCAUCGCAGUGAGGUGACACGUGUCACUGAAUGGCAACGUUCGGAGCGUGAGCGUUUAGAAAAUGUCGUUAAACAGCAUCGCGGUUCCGUGGAAGAGUUGGAAGCCCAAAUGGCACGCGAUCGUAACUACAUGAAGUCGUUGGCUGCGAAGUACCAUGUUAGCUUGGAGGAGCUGGAGAAAUGGCAAAGCGCUGAGCUGGAUCGUUUGCACAGUCAGAGCCAGACUAAACUUGAGUUGGAUAUCAAAGAGUGGCAACGACGUGAACGUGAGCAUCUCAAGUCCAUUAUUAAUAAGAACGACUUAACCAUUGAAGAAUUCCAAACGAAGAUCAUGAGUGAUCGCGCUCGUCUCGAAGAUCUGGCAAAGACUUACAAGAUUCAAGUGUCCGAGGUAGAGGAAUGGAUUCAGAAUGAAAUUAAAAACUUCCAAUCGCAAGGCCUAUUAAAGGAGGUCGAAAAAGAGUUGGCGGCUUGGCAACAGAAGGAACGUGAUCGCCUGCUUGCCAUAGUGCAGCAGAACGAAUUGACCGUUGAAGAAUUGGAGAAGAAGAUCAAAGAUGACCAAUCGUACUUAUACAGCAUGGCCAACAUGUACCAGGUCAAGGUUGAGGAAAUUGAAGAGUGGCUGAAGAAGGAACUGUUGCGUUUGCAAGGUGAAGGUCUAAUAAAAGUGGAGGACUUGAAAGACUGGCAGAAACAGGAGCGCGAGCAAAUUUUGAAGAUUGUGCAAGAGAACAAGUUGACAAUUGAAGAAUUUGAGAGAAAGUUGUUAGCAGACAGACAACGCCUACAAGAGCUCUCACAGACAUAUAAUGUGCAAACGUCUGAGAUCGAGGGCUGGAUCAGGAAGGAGGGCGAACGUUUGCAGAGUUUGGGUCUGUUGCAAAUACAGGAACAGCUAAAUAAUUGGCAGAAAAACGAGCGCGACCGUCUACUUGAAUUGGUUAAUAAGAAUAAUCUCUCCAUUGACGAAUUACAAGAAAGUAUCAAAAAAGAUCGUCAACACGUUUACAGUUUGGCUCAUCAGAAUCAAGUGCGUGUCGAAGAGGUCGAGGAAUGGAUCAAGAACGAGAUACACAGACUGCAACAAGAAGGCUUGAUUGAAAUUGAAAAACUUAAAGACUGGCAAACACAAUGGCGCGGUAAUCUCACAAACAUGGUCAAAGAGCGCGAUUUCACAGUUGAAGAGUUCCACAAGUGGUUGUUGGAAGAUCGCAAGCGUCUGCAGGAUCUUGCCAUGCAGCACAAUGUGCACAUCGAAGAGAUCGAACAAUGGGUGCGCAAUGAGGAACAACGAUUCAUCAGCAUGGGUUUGUUGAAACCGAAUGAGAAGCUGACCAACUGGCAGGAGGUGGAACGUCGUUAUUUGGAACGUAUCACACAGGAGCAAUAUCACUCCACCGAACAACUGGAAGAACGUUUGCGCCAGGAUCGAGAGCUGCUCGAGAAGUUGGCGCGUGAUUAUAGCGUACAAGUUGAGGAAAUCGAACAAUGGAUGAAGAAGGAGUUGGCGCGUUUACGUGAUGACGGUCAACUGCAAAUUGACAACCUCACAGCCUGGCAGAUAGCAGAGCGCGAGCGUCUCGAAGAGCUGAUCAAACAAAACAAGGCAUGGAGCGUUGAGGAAUUCGAGAGUGAGCUGCGUCAAGACCGCGAGCACAUGCAAAAGAUGGCCUUCCAAUACCACACCUCCGUGGAGGAGAUCGAGAAGUGGAUACAAUCGGAGGUAGAACGUUUGCGCCAACAGGGCAAACUCGAUAUCGAGAAACUUACAGAGUGGCAGCGGGCCGAACAUGAUCACAUUUUGAAUUUGCUACAACAACAGACCUCCAUUACAGUGGAAGAGUUCGAGCAGAAAGUGCAGAAGGAUAAACUCUUCUUAAUCAAUUUGGCCAAUCAAUAUCACGUCAGCGUAGUGGAGAUCGAAGCUUAUGUGAAGAAGGUGAUUGACGAUUUGCGCAACAAGGGCAAAUUCGAAGUGGAAAACCUGCAAACCUGGCAAUUGGUCGAGCGUGACUACAUCAAGCAGUUGAUUCAACAGUACCAAAAUGGCUUAUCUACCGCCGAGUAUGAACAGAAAUUGCUAACAGAUCGCGCGCAUUUGCAUCAGCUGGCUGACCAAUAUCGCGUCAACAUCGAGCAGAUCGAGAAGUGGAUGAUUGAUGAGUUGAAACGUUUGCGCAAAGACUCAGCCGAUCAUGUGCAGAAGUUGGCCGAUUGGCAGGUGGCCGAGGCGCAACGCUUGAAGGAACUUAUACGUCAAAACAACCACAUAAGUUAUGUGGAAUUCGAAAUGGAACUCAAUAAUGAGCGCCAACGUCUACAAGAACUGGCCAAGCAAUAUUCGGUAAGUGUUGAGGAGGUUGAGACAUGGUUGCGCCAACAGUUGGUAAAUUUGAAGACCACAGGCCAGGUGCAGGUGGAGAAUCUCACGCAGUGGCAAAGCGAUGAGCAGAAACGUUUGAUUGAUAUGCUGUUGCAGCAACAGAAUAGUAUCAGCUAUGACGAGUUCGACGCUCAAUUGCGUCGCGAUCAGGAACGUCUGCAAAAGUUGGCACGAGAGUACAGCGUCAGCGUGGAACAAAUCGAAAGCUGGAUGCGCGAUGAACUGCACCGCUUGAAGAACUCUGGUCUGUUGCAAGUGGAACAGUUGACACAGUGGCAGAAAACUGAACGCGAUCACCUACAAGACUGGUUGAAUCAGCAGAACAAUGCCACCACAUACGAGCAGUUCAACGAAUUCUUGCGUCGCGACAAGGAACGUUUGGAACAAAUCGCACACGAGUACCAUGUGACAGUGGAGGAAGUGGAAUCAUGGGUGCAACAGGAAGGUGCACGUCUGCAAAUUCUUGGUCUGAUUGACCGACCACAGAGUUAUACCAGGUAUGAGGGACAUGGUGAUAAUGACCAAUGGAAGAUUUACACUUUAGCACAUUUGAAAGCCGUGGCGCAAACUGUGCCGAUGAGCUGGCAAGACUUCGAAGACUACUUGGUUAAGGAACGCAUGCGUUGGGAACAAUUCGCGCGCCAAUACAAUGUAAGCGUGGAGGAGAUUGAAGAAUACCUACGCGUACAGGGACAAAAGCUCAAUCAAGAGGGUGUCAUAACUGGUUCGCAAACAAUUGAAGAGUGGGAGAUACACGAAGACCAAUACAUACAGAAUUUAAUUAACGAACGUUUACGCAAACAACAGCGUUGGUCGAUUGAGGAACUCGAAAGACAAUUGAAGCAAGAUCAGGAGCAUUUGCGUCAGUUGGCUAUACAAUACCACGUUACAGUGGAAGAAGUCGAAGCGUGGUACCAACAAGAAUUGCGCCGUCUACUAGAUCAGAAUAAAAUCAUAACCGAAAAUUUGGUCGAUUGGCAACGUCAAGAGAAGGAGCGUCUUUACGGUCUAGUCACACGUCGACCAGGACAGACUGUUACAGUGUGGGAAGAACAUAUACUGCGUGACAGGAAUACACUUAAUAACCUGGCCGAUGAGUACCAUGUGUCCAUUGAGGAGCUCGAGUUGUGGAUACAAAAUGAGUUGAGACGUCUUGGCGAACUGGGACUUGUACGUGAUCUACACCAGACUGUGGACUACAACAACUGGCAGAAGCAGGAGCGUGAACGUUUGCGCGCUAUUGCUAAGGACAUUAGCAUUACACAAAUCGAAUUCCUCGAGUAUAUUGCCGCCGACACUGACUACCAAAACCGUUUAGCUCAACUCUACGGCACCACACUCGAACAAUUGGCGCCUUUCCAGAGAAUCGAAAUCGAUCAUAUGCAGCGUGAAGGUCUCUUGGACAACAUAAAACUUUUGACACUUGAGAAGUGGCAGAAACGUGAACGCGAUCGUCUUUACAAUUUGAUCAGAAAUCAAAACUUUAGCUUGAAGAAGCUGCGCAACUGGCAGCGUCAAGAUAUUGCGCACAACGAAUUGGCAGCUAACUAUGGCAUCACAACACAGGCAUUGAAAGACUGGCAAAUUAAGGAGUUCGAGCGUUUCUUAAGAUUGGCCGAACACUAUGGUUGGGAGUUGAAUCAACUGCAGAAUUUCCGCGAAAAGGAAUUGCGUUACAUUGAUUUUAUAAUGCACAAGAAGACCACCAAUGAGGUGGAACGUUUGAAAUGGGGUACGGAAGAAGCGAAACGUACGGCGGACUUGGAACGCAAAUCCGGAAUAACAGGAGAAGAACUAAUCCAAUGGCGUCGCAUUCUUUACCUAUUAUCUCAAGGUUUGUUACCCAUGGACGGCAGCACUGGUUUUGGUGGCCACGAAAUUGGUGCCGGCUCGACCAAUCGCACCGCUUGGCCACAUCAAGUGAUCUCCAAGGAUCGUGGCGAUCAGCCACCGCAUGUAUACGAUGAGAAUGUUGAUGUCGAAGAACCUGGCUUGGCGGGUCAAGAUAAUAAUUUGUAUCCCCCACCAUCCGCCGCUAUGAAAGUGGAACCGACCACACAAUACCCAGCCUACGGCAGACCCGCGGCACCAGCACCAAGCGGUGGCGCAGGCGGUCGCACAAGUGGUUACCGUUACAGCAAACAGGAAUACAAAUUUACCGUGCCGGCGGGUGAAUUGGAAAUAAACAGUGCAGGCGGUGCAAGCGCGCAAGACGGCAGCGCACGCACACGUUACGGACGUGAGCGUGAGUUGGAUACGCAGCAGCAACAACAACAAGAAGUGGAUGACUUCGGACAACAACAACAAGUGGAGCUUGGCUGGAAUGGCAAGUUGGAGGAUGGCGGUCAACAACAGCAAGUUGAUUUAGGCUGGAACGGACAGCAACAAGUGCAAGGCAGCUACGCACGUGGCGGUGCUACAGGCCACUCGUCGUCGUCAUCGUCUUCCUCCGCUGCAUCAUCGCAUAGCUACAAUUCCGGUGCGCAUGGACAUGCCAGUUAUGGCGGUUAUGGACAACGUCAGCAGCAACAGCAACUGCAACAGCAGCGUGAUGACUUCGGCCAACAACAGCAACAGCAGUUUGACGAUUUUGGACAACAACAGCAAGUAGAAUUGGGCGACUACAAACAGAACGCUUGGGAUCAGCAGCAACAGGUGCAGGUUGAAGAUUUGGAUGGUACAUUUGUUGGACCACAUCACGGAGUUAGUCAGAAGCAGGUGUCCAGCACCGAAGCGAAUGCGCAAAUCGAGGUUACUGCUGAACCGGAAAGUACCGGCUUGUGGAACUCAUUCAAGAAGAAGGCUUCAGGUCUCUUUGGUUAAUGUGCCGACUUAGCUUAGGAUCGAUUCGAAGGAAAGCGAAAAAUCGACACUCUUUUGUUCAUAAAUUUCUUCAAUUGUUAUUAAUGUAAAUCUAAUUCGUUUUUAUGCUUUAUUUCGUAUUUUUAUAAACAACGUGUCAUAUAUGAUUUCCUUUUGUUUGUAUUUUUAAUAUUAGUUACUAAGUUUUCUAAAUGUGUACUCAAUGCGCGAACGUUAAACGACUGCUUCGUUUUGUAAUUAAUUUAAAUAAAAUUAAAAUGGAAUAUAAUA